GCGGGAACCGUGUUCUCACUCAAACUGACAGUCGUAAAACUGUUACUUUCGGACAGCACUUUAGAAGAAGUUGUAAUGGAAAUGGUGUGGUCAUCAGGAUUUAUGUUCCUGACUGUUCUGCCAUUUCUGCACUGCACAGAAAUUUGGAAAAGAAUCCAGUUCAUCAACAGUUGGGGAAACUUUCAGGAGGAGUUCAGUCGAGUGACUGGCAAAACUAUGGACUUAGGUCUGAGACAAAGAACGCGCUAUUUCGUGGCGAUGAUCCUGGUUCUUCCUGUGUGCGCAAACAUAACUUAUGGUCUGAUGGACCACCGUCUCAGGAGUUGGCAGUACUGCAUCACUGUAUUGUCAGGAAGCCACAUGGCACUUAUGUCAGUGUUCUGGUAUCUCAUGUGUUCCGGGUUAGCCAGGGCUGCUAGGAGUUUGGGAGACGAUAUUGAGCAGGGGUUUUCAGAACACGGAUUUAGCCAUGUUCAUGCACUCGUCAAGUUCAAGUUCCUUUGGUUACGGCUGAGCAGACUGACAAAGGACCUCGGGAGCUGCACGGGCUUGAGUUACGCAAAAUAUUUCCUCUUCUGCUUCGGGGUUUCCGUCAGUACCAGCUACGGGUUCCUGGUGUCCAUCAGAAGAGACUACAAUCCGUUCACAUACGCACUGUUCAUUAGCACCUUCGUUGUUUCAGGGAUCCUGUACGCACAGUGCGUCUCAGCUCAAAUGGCAACUGAUGAAGUUGGGGCAAAUUUUCGAGGACGCCUCCAAGAAAUGUUAGAGAACUAUCCACAUGUUAGCGCUGCGACACAUAUCGAGAUGGACAGAUUUCUGGCAAUAAUAAACAGUAAUCCUCCCGUAAUAAACUUCUGCGGGUUUGUGGAAGUAAACAGGGGACUUAUCACAUCACUCAUGUCACAGACGCUCACCUACUUAAUAGUUAUGAUGCAGAUGAAUAUAAGUUCAUACUCGGAAGUACUGGCCAUGAAAACAGGUACCAGUGUCACCAGUUCUGUAUCAUCACUUACAAACACAUGAUUUGAAAAGAGACAUCCUGUUUGUCAUGGCAUGUUGAGUUUAUCUGCAGUGAGAAGCCAUGUAUAUGAACAUAAGAACUUUUUUAAACAUGUUAAGAUAUUUCGUGAACUCAGACACAGUUUAUGUAAAGUGCUAAAUCAGUGUUAGCUGUUGUAUUACAGAUCAUCAUAUGCCUAUUAAGGGAAGAAAAUGUUCCAGUGAACAUUCAGGCAUAUACGAUAUAACCUUUGGGUAGAACUGUAGUAAGGAUGACCUGAAUUAUAAUGUGAAUGUGUAUACAAGAUUUCUUCAAGACCAGUAAUAUCAAGUUUAUGUAAUGAUGUCACCCACACCCCGAGGUUAGUGGCUCUAAAAUAAUCAUCUACAUGUAGAUUAGGUUAUAGUUCAGUAAUUGUGCGUAAUAUUUUGUCUAAUUUACUACUGUGAAUUUUUCAGAAUUGUGUAAUGUUUGGCAUUGUGUUUAGUGUUAUGUCAAGUGUUGUGAAUAUUGAGGGCCAGAUAUGAGAGCAAAUAUUUAGUGCCAGAGCUGUAUUUUACAACGAAGCUAUUCAUAGUGCCUUAAAACGUUGUUUAACAAUAGUUCCCAACAACGAUACAGAAAUGAAUUCACGAAUCUGCUUGAAAAUAAUUUACUUUAUGAUGUGCUGAUUAUGUCACCGGGCUUAUCUAGUGAUCUGGUGCCCUACUUUUCCUAACAAGACUUUU
Messenger RNA from Cryptotermes secundus, 1731 nucleotides. RefSeq names its product gustatory and odorant receptor 24-like. NCBI's taxonomy places the organism in Eukaryota, Metazoa, Arthropoda, Insecta, Blattodea, Kalotermitidae. Gene Ontology annotation, biological process: sensory perception of taste. The transcript is spliced from 6 exons. The record is from RefSeq and is a predicted model, not a curated record. Bases 76 to 1026 code for a protein of 316 amino acids. Gene Ontology annotation, cellular component: membrane.